CCCUACUGUUUGCAUUCACGUGAGAUGCAGAAUUGAACAGGAGGCAUUGGAGCGUCUCUAUAUGCUAUUUAGAAACUUAACAGAGAAAGGACUACAAAGUGAAGACCUUGGAACCAAGAAUUCGACUUUAGUGAAGAGGAAAUGGAGGGCCAGGUAUUUGCUGAGUGCUUAGACAUUCUAGAUGAAAACAGCAAAAGUGAAAGAUUUACUUCACAAGGCCUCUGGCUUCGACAGUGCAGCCUAGAUUCUGCCUCAUCCUUAUCUGACUGCGAAGAGUCAACGUUCGAAAAUUUGACAAAAUCAAACUUGGAUGAUUUUGCAGAGAAUUUUUCACUAAACGAGGAGAGCAAUGACAUUUAUAUUGAUUAUUUAUUUUCUGCUGGUUUGGCUGACAAGUUGCUGAGCCAGCAGGGGGGAGACGAGAGCCUAACUUCAGAAAGCAGUCUCGACUCUGACCGUGACGAUUUAUGCGAAACAUUUUCUAUUUCAUCACCGAUAUCAGAUGGUUAUGACAUGAGUGGAAAAAUUAAUUUACAAAAUAUGGAGUUGAUUACUAGUAAAAGUACAGACUCGUUCAGUUUGAGUGAAUUUCUAAAUCCUUGCAAAUUUCACAACCAGAAAUCGAGUAGAAACUGUGAGUCAUUGAAGAGUAAAAUGACCUUUGAUCCUUUGGAGUCCAAAGUACCAAACAAACAAACAGUUGGUUUGCAAAGCCGAGCAGGAAGUGUUGACAAAAAGAAAGUACAAAAGAAAAGCGAUGUCUUGGGAAGAAGCCGUAUCCUUACACGCCAGAAAGCCAAGGAAAUUACUGCUAAGAGACCAUUCAUUUGUACGUACAAGGGAUGCGGCAAGGCUUAUAUAAAAAGCUCCCAUUUAAAAACUCACUUACGCAGACACGCGGGUGAUAAACCUUUUAUUUGCACACACGAAGGAUGUAAGUGGAGGUUUUCCAGAUCGGAUGAGCUCACAAGACAUAAGAGAUCCCAUACUGGCCUCAGACCUUUUACUUGUAAAACAUGUUGCAAAACUUUCGCCAGAUCUGACCAUCUUUCGAAACACUCUCGAAUACAUAGUCGGUGAUAUCUAUUCAAGGGAUUGAGCUUACAUUCUGUGAUUUUCAGGAAGACCGUUAGAAUGAAACUUAUUUCGAGGGGGCUGUAAGAAGACACUGACCCCCUUUACUUCUUAUUAAGGGCCGCAGAUCAUACAACUACAAUUAUAAAAGAGGGCUUGAAAUUUUUUAGAGGCGCAAUAUGCUACAAGCCAAAGCUAGGUGACUCACGACACUCCUUGUCCCCUUUGAAGCAAGCCCUUUAAAAAACCUACCCCGGUGAAAAAUUCCCCGCCCAGGGAGACUUCUUGUGAUAAAUCAAAUGUCCCGGGGAUUUAUCCGUUUCUUCCCAAUGACUCCUUCAAGCAUUGAUUUGUUUUCCCUUGUUGGCAAGACAACUUUUGCUGCCCCUGUCCUUUUGCUGCCCUUGCCGCUAUUGGAGUUGAUGUCCUCACAGUCCCUUGCUUCUAGGGUCCCUAGUUCCCAUUGAAACUCUGAUUGAAAUAAAGAGGGAUAUUGGGUGAUAAUUGAGAGCUAACACCCGUGCCAUUGCCCCUACUUCUGAUGGCCUUAUUCGUCGUCAUGCUUGUUUUGUUAAUAAGUAUGGUUGAAUAAUCAUUGUUUUUUAGCUUUAACCUUAGUUGUAUAUUAAAAUUCAUGCGUGAUUUUGCCAAUAUUAGGGUCUCUUGGAGCAAUCAAGCAAGACAUUUACCCUAGUUCCCAGUUUUCAGCAUUACAGAGACAUUUUUACCUUAGAUGCCUAGGCCCUUUAACUGAGUUAACAGAGCAUCGAACAUUUUGUAACCAAAUCAUUAUAUUUGCUGGUUUUGAAACAAAAAGCAAUCAUCAUUACUCUUAUGCAGUUUAACGUUUAGCUGACGUUAGCACAAAGACAGUAUGCCCUGUUGACUUACUCCCUAAUUGCGAGUAAACCUGUUUUCUGAAAGCAGGACAUUCAAGCCAAGCACCCAUUUUGUUUCGGUCUCUCCCCCGACCUCAAUUGCCGGAUAUUUUAAAAACCUUUAAUUCGAAAGCCCAUUCAAGAUGUUUUGUUGUCUGAAAUGCUUGGGCCUAAGCCCC
Molecule: messenger RNA, 2131 nt
Organism: Rhopilema esculentum
Lineage: Eukaryota; Metazoa; Cnidaria; Scyphozoa; Rhizostomeae; Rhizostomatidae
Source: RefSeq, a predicted model, not a curated record